Molecule: messenger RNA, 15157 nt
Organism: Pelodiscus sinensis (Chinese soft-shelled turtle)
Lineage: Eukaryota; Metazoa; Chordata; Testudines; Trionychidae
Source: RefSeq, a predicted model, not a curated record
AUGAAAAGUUCUUGGCUUCACACAGUGAAUGAUGAUGAAGUGGUUCUGCAGUGCACUGCAACUAUUCACAAGGAACAACAGAAACUGUGUCUUGCUGCAGAAGGAUUUGGCAACAGGCUCUGUUUUUUGGAAUCCACUUCAAAUUCUAAGAAUGUGCCACCGGAUCUUUCCAUUUGUACUUUUGUGCUGGAACAAUCCUUGUCCGUGCGAGCUCUACAGGAAAUGCUGGCUAACACUGAAGAGAAAGCAGAAGGGCUUGUUGAUGUGGAAAAAUGGAAAUUUAUGAUGAAGACUGCACAAGGUGGUGGUCAUCGAACGCUUCUAUAUGGACAUGCAAUAUUGCUGCGUCAUUCCUACAGUGGCAUGUAUCUUUGCUGUCUCUCCACCUCACGGUCUUCAAUGGAUAAACUGGCAUUUGACGUGGGAUUGCAAGAAGACACAACUGGUGAGGCCUGCUGGUGGACCAUACAUCCCGCCUCCAAACAGCGAUCAGAGGGAGAAAAAGUGCGUGUUGGAGAUGACCUCAUCUUAGUUAGUAUCUCUUCAGAAAGAUAUUUGCAUCUUUCAUAUGGCAAUGGAAGCUUACAUGUUGAUGCAGCUUUUCAACAAACACUCUGGAGUGUAGCCCCAAUCAGUUCAGGAAGCGAAGUAGCCCAAGGAUAUCUGAUAGGAGGUGAUGUGCUGAGAUUAUUACAUGGUCACAUGGAUGAAUGCCUGACUGUCCCUUCAGGGGAACAUGGAGAAGAACAGCGAAGAACUGUCCACUAUGAAGGUGGUGCUGUGUCGAUUCAUGCUCGUUCCCUAUGGCGACUAGAGACCCUAAGAGUUGCGUGGAGUGGAAGCCACAUUAGAUGGGGACAGCCAUUCAGAUUAAGGCAUAUAACGACAGGGAAAUAUUUAAGUCUCAUGGAUGACAAGAGUCUUCUUCUUAUGGACAAAGAGAAAGCUGAUGUGAAAUCUACAGCAUUUUGUUUUCGGUCUUCCAAGGAAAAAUUGGAUAUAGGGAUAAGAAAGGAGGUUGAUGGAAUGGGAGCACCUGAAAUAAAGUAUGGGGACUCAGUAUGCUACAUACAACAUGCAGACGCAGGCCUCUGGCUCACAUACCAGUCUGUUGAUGCAAAGUCUGUAAGAAUGGGAUCAGUGCAACGCAAGGCUAUAAUGCACCAUGAAGGCCACAUGGAUGAUGGUUUGACCUUGUCCAGAUCUCAGCAUGAAGAGUCCCGUACAGCACGAGUCAUUCGUAGUACAGUCUUCCUUUUCAACAGGUUUAUCAGGGGCCUUGAUGCUCUCAGCAAGAAAGUGAAGUCUUCCACAGUUGACUUGCCCAUUGAGUCGGUCAGUUUGAGCCUUCAGGACUUGAUCGGCUAUUUCCACCCACCAGAUGAACAUUUAGAACAUGAAGACAAACAGAACAGGCUAAGAGCACUGAAGAAUCGACAGAAUCUCUUCCAAGAAGAGGGUAUGAUCAACCUUGUCCUCGAAUGCAUUGAUCGCUUGCACGUGUACAGCAGUGCAGCCCAUUUUGCUGACGUAGCUGGGAAGGAAGCAGGAGAGUCUUGGAAAUCCAUUCUAAAUUCUUUGUAUGAGUUAUUAGCGGCACUUAUUAGGGGAAAUCGUAAAAACUGUGCUCAGUUUUCUGGAUCUCUUGACUGGUUGAUCAGCAGAUUGGAAAGAUUGGAAGCCUCUUCUGGAAUUCUGGAGGUUUUGCACUGUGUGCUGGUUGAAAGUCCAGAAGCUCUAAAUAUUAUUAAGGAAGGACAUAUUAAAUCGAUUAUCUGUCUUUUGGACAAACAUGGAAGAAACCAUAAGGUUUUAGAUGUCUUGUGCUCUCUCUGUGUAUGCCAUGGAGUAGCUGUGCGGUCUAAUCAACACCUAAUAUGUGACAAUCUCCUACCAGGAAGAGAUCUCCUCCUACAGACACGCCUUGUCAACCAUGUGAGCAGCAUGAGACCCAAUAUCUUCCUUGGGAUCAGCGAAGGCUCUGCCCAGUACAGAAAAUGGUACUAUGAACUUAUGGUGGACUAUGUGGAGCCGUUUGUGACAGCAGAAGCAACUCAUUUUCGAGUGGGCUGGGCUUCAACAGAGGGCUAUUCACCCUAUCCUGGGGGAGGUGAAGAAUGGGGUGGAAAUGGUGUUGGCGAUGACCUGUACUCUUAUGGAUUCGAUGGUCUUCAUCUGUGGUCAGGCUGUAUUGCACGGACAGUGAAUUCACCCAAUCCUCAUCUCUUAAGAACAGACGAUGUCAUUAGCUGCUGUUUGGAUCUGAGUGCUCCAAGCAUCUCAUUCCGGAUAAAUGGUCAGCCCGUUCAAGGGAUGUUUGAGAAUUUCAACAUUGAUGGCCUCUUCUUUCCCGUAGUCAGUUUCUCGGCAGGAAUAAAAGUACGUUUCCUGCUUGGAGGCCGCCAUGGAGAGUUUAAAUUCCUGCCUCCACUUGGGUAUGCACCCUGCUUUGAAGCUGUUCUGCCAAAAGAGAAGCUAAAAGUGGAACAUAGCCGAGAAUACAAACAAGAUCACCACUGUGCAAGAGACCUAUUAGGUCCAACCAUCUCUUUAUCUCAAGCAGCCUUCACACCAGUACCAGUGGAUACUAGCCAGAUUGUAUUGCCUCCUCACCUGGAAAGAAUUAGAGAAAAAUUAGCAGAGAACAUCCAUGAACUCUGGGUUAUGAAUAAAAUUGAACUUGGCUGGCAGUAUGGCCCAGUUAGAGAUGACAACAAAAGACAACAUCCGUGUUUGGUAGAGUUUUCCAAGUUGCCAGAGCAGGAACGAAAUUAUAAUUUACAAAUGUCACUUGAGACACUCAAAACCCUGUUGGCUUUAGGUUGUCAUGUUGGAAUUGCUGAUGAAUAUGCUGAAGAAAAAGUGAAAAAACUGAAACUUCCUAAGAAUUACCAGUUAUCAUGUGGAUACAAGCCCGCUCCUAUGGAUCUGAGCUUUAUCAAGCUGACACCUUCUCAAGAAGCCAUGGUGGAUAAACUAGCAGAGAAUGCUCACAAUGUGUGGGCAAGGGACCGUAUCAGACAGGGUUGGACAUACGGUAUCCAGCAGGAUGUGAAGAAUCGACGAAACCCCCGCCUUGUCCCCUAUGCCCUUCUGGAUGAUCGUACCAAGAAGUCAAACAAAGAUAGCCUCCGGGAGGCUGUCCGCACCCUUCUUGGCUAUGGUUACAACCUUGAAGCUCCUGAUCAAGAUCAUGAUAAACAUAAGGAUUUUUUUAAAAACUUUGCAGCUACAAGGUUAGAUGUGUACAGUGGGAUAAUGGAAAGAUUUCGGAUAUUCCGCACUGAGAAGACUUAUGCAGUGAAGGCUGGAAAAUGGUACUUUGAGUUUGAGGUGGUCACUGCAGGAGACAUGAGAGUUGGCUGGACCAGACCAGGCUGCCAACCAGACCAAGAACUUGGUUCAGAUGAGCAAGCUUUUGUCUUUGAUGGCUUCAAGGCCCAGCGAUGGCACCAGGGUAAUGAGCAUUUCGGCCGCUCUUGGUUGGCAGGGGAUGUCGUGGGAUGUAUGGUUGACAUGAAUGAGCACACCAUGAUGUUCACCCUGAACGGUGAAAUCCUGCUUGAUGACUCAGGUUCAGAGCUUGCAUUUAAGGACUUUGAGGUUGGUGAUGGAUUUAUACCUGUGUGCAGCCUGGGUUUGUCUCAAGUGGGAAGAAUGAACUUUGGCAAAGAUGUCAGCACCCUGAAAUAUUUUACUAUAUGUGGCUUACAAGAAGGCUAUGAACCUUUCGCUGUUAAUACAAACAGAGAAAUUACCAUGUGGUUAAGCAAGAGACUUCCUCAGUUUUUCCCAGUGCCACCAAACCAUGAACACAUUGAGGUGAUGAGAAUAGAUGGUACCAUAGACAGUUCCCCCUGUUUGAAGGUCACACAAAAGUCCUUUGGCUCACAGAACAGCAAAACCGGCGUCAUGUUUUAUCGCUUGAGCAUGCCUAUUGAGUGUGCAGAAGUGUUCUCCAAAACAUCAGCAGGAGGGUUGCCAGGCACUGGUCUUUUUGGCCCAAAGAGUGACUUGGAGGAUUAUGAUGCUGAUUCUGAUUUUGAGGUUCUGAUGAAGACAGCUCAUGGUCACCUAGUGCCUGAUCGGACAGAAAAGGAAAAAGAAGCUACAAAAGUGGAGUUCAAUAACCACAAAGAUUACACUCAAGAAAAACCUUCACGUCUUAAGCAAAGAUUUAUGCUCAGAAGGACAAAGCCAGAUUACAGUACAAGCCACUCUGCACGGCUCACGGAGGAUGUUCUGGCAGAUGACAGAGAUGAUUAUGAUUACCUGAUGCAUACUUCUACGUAUUAUUACGCGGUGAGAAUAUUUCCUGGGCAAGAACCUGCUAAUGUCUGGGUGGGCUGGAUUACGUCUGACUUCCAUCAAUACGACAUGACCUUUGACUUGGACAGAGUGCGCACUGUUACAGUGACACUAGGGGAUGAAAAAGGAAAGGUUCAUGAAAGUAUUAAACGCAGCAACUGCUAUAUGGUGUGCGCCGGAGAGAGCAUGAGCCCAGGACAAGGGCGCAACAACAACGGGCUGGAGAUUGGCUGUGUGGUCGAUGCUGCCAGUGGGUUGCUAACCUUCACUGCUAAUGGCAAGGAACUGAGUACCUAUUAUCAGGUUGAACCAAGUACUAAGUUAUUUCCUGCAGUUUUUGCACAAGCUACAAGUCCAAAUGUUUUCCAGUUUGAGUUGGGAAGGAUAAAGAAUGUAAUGCCAUUGUCUGCUGGCUUGUUCAAAAGUGAGCACAAAAAUCCAGUCCCCCAGUGCCCUCCCCGUCUCCAUCUCCAGUUUUUGACCCACGUGUUAUGGAGCAGAAUGCCAAACCACUUUCUGAAGGUUGAUAUCUCACGGGUCAGUGAUCGUCAAGGCUGGAUGGUACAGUGCUUGGAUCCUUUGCAGUUCAUGUCCCUCCAUAUCCCAGAAGAAAACAGGUCUGUAGAUAUUUUAGAAUUGACAGAACAAGAAGAAUUGCUGAAAUUUCACUAUCAUACCCUCCGAUUGUAUUCAGCCGUUUGUGCUCUAGGAAACAACCGGGUGGCACACGCUAUGUGUAGCCAUGUGGAUGAAUCUCAGCUUCUCUAUGCCAUUGAGAACAAGUACAUGCCAGGCUUACUGCGCACAGGCUACUAUGACUUACUCAUUGACAUCCACCUCAGCACUUACGCCACUGCCAGGUUAAUGAUGAAUAGUGAAUUUAUUGUUCCAAUGACGGAUGAGACAAAGAGCAUUACUCUUUUCCCUGAUGAGAACAAAAAACAUGGCCUCCCUGGCAUAGGUCUCAGUACCUCACUGCGACCUAGAAUCCAGUUCUCCUCUCCCAGCUUUGUAAGCAUUAGCAGUGAGUGCUAUCAGUUUAGCCCUGAAUUUCCUCUGGAUAUCUUAAAGGCCAAAACUAUAGAGAUGCUAACUGAGGCUGUUCAGGAAGGUAACCUCCAUGUCCGAGAUCCUGUAGGGGGUACUACAGAGUUUCUCUUUGUCCCUCUCAUCAAGCUUUUUUACACCUUGCUAAUCAUGGGAGUCUUUCAUAAUGGGGAUCUGAAGCACAUCUUGCAGCUGAUUGAGCCCAGUGUUUUCAAGGAAGCCAUGAGCCAGGAGGAGAAGAAUGAAGUGCCAGAGAAGGAGUUGAGUACAGAGGAGGUAAAGCCAGAAGGAGGAGAGGAAGAAAUCAAAGGGAGGCGAGUGCUGAAGGAAGGUCUUCUUCAAAUGAAACUUCCUGAACCAGUAAAAUUGCAGAUGUGUUACCUACUCCAGUACCUCUGUAACUGCCAGAUACGUCACCGAAUAGAAGCCAUUGUAGCAUUUUCUGAUGAUUUUGUGGCUAAGCUUCAAGAGAAUCAGCGAUUCCGAUAUAAUGAAGUUAUGCAGGCAUUAAAUAUGUCAGCUGCACUGACGGCCAGAAAAACAAAAGAGUUUCGGUCUCCACCUCAAGAGCAGAUUAACAUGCUCCUGAAUUUUAAGGAUGAUAAAAGUGAUUGUCCUUGCUCUGAAGAAAUUAGAGAUCAACUCUUGGAGUUCCAUGGAGACUUAAUGACACAUUGUGGAAUUGAACUCGAUGAAGAUGGAGUCCUGGAUGGAAACAGUGAUUUAACCUUUAGAGGUCGCCUCAUGUACCUAGUAGAAAAAGUCACAUAUUUGAAGAAGAAACAAAAUGAGAAACCUGUUGAUAAUGAUGCUAAGAAACCCUCUACUCUUCAGCAACUGAUUUCAGAGACCAUGGUACGCUGGGCCCAGGAGUCCGUAAUAGAGGAUCCAGAGUUAGUGAGGGCCAUGUUUGUAUUGCUUCAUCGCCAAUAUGAUGGUAUCGGAGGUCUGGUUCGAAGCUUACCAAAGACCUACACCAUAAAUGGUGUAUCAGUGGAAGAUACAAUCAACCUCUUGGCAUCUCUGGGCCAGAUCCGUUCCUUGCUCAGUGUCAGAAUGGGCAAGGAGGAAGAGAAGCUUAUGAUUCGUGGAUUAGGAGACAUCAUGAAUAAUAAAGUGUUUUACCAGCAUCCUAAUCUUAUGAGGGCUCUAGGAAUGCAUGAGACUGUCAUGGAGGUGAUGGUAAAUGUACUCGGAGGAGGAGAAUCAAAGGAAAUCACCUUUCCUAAGAUGGUGGCAAAUUGCUGUCGUUUUCUAUGUUACUUCUGCCGUAUCAGCAGGCAGAAUCAAAAGGCCAUGUUUGAUCAUCUCAGUUAUUUAUUGGAAAACAGCAGUGUUGGGCUUGCUUCCCCUUCUAUGCGAGGAUCAACCCCUCUAGAUGUUGCAGCAGCAUCUGUGAUGGAUAACAAUGAACUUGCACUAGCUUUGAGAGAGCCUGACCUGGAGAAGGUAGUUCGCUAUUUAGCUGGGUGUGGUUUGCAAAGCUGUCCUUUGCUGGUUUCUAAGGGCUAUCCAGACAUUGGAUGGAAUCCGGUUGAAGGAGAGCGGUAUCUGGAUUUUCUCCGAUUUGCAGUUUUUUGCAAUGGAGAGAGUGUUGAAGAGAAUGCUAAUGUGGUGGUCAGGCUGCUUAUUCGUCGUCCUGAGUGCUUUGGUCCAGCAUUGAGAGGGGAAGGAGGUAACGGAUUACUUGCUGCUAUGGAGGAAGCUAUAAAAAUAUCAGAAGAUUCUACCAGAGAUGGACCUUCUCCAAGUACUGGAUCCAGUAAAACUCUUGAGAUGGAAGAAGAAGAUGACACUAUCCACAUGGGAAACGCCAUCAUGACUUUUUAUGCUGCUUUGAUUGACCUCUUGGGACGUUGUGCCCCUGAAAUGCAUCUAAUCCAUGCUGGCAAAGGAGAAGCCAUUAGGAUCAGGUCUAUUCUGCGAUCUUUGAUUCCCCUGCAAGAUUUGGUGGGUGUAAUUAGCAUUCCUUUCCACAUGCCAACAAUAGCAAAAGAUGGUACUGUGGUGGAACCUGACAUGUCAGCGGGGUUUUGCCCAGAUCACAAGGCAGCCAUGGUUUUGUUCCUUGACAGAGUCUAUGGAAUUGAGGACCAGGAAUUCCUUCUACAUCUCCUUGAAGUUGGCUUUCUGCCAGAUCUCCGUGCUGCUGCCUCUUUAGACACGGCUGCUUUGAGUGCUACAGACAUGGCCUUGGCUCUGAAUCGAUACCUUUGUACUGCAGUCCUGCCUUUGUUGACCAGAUGUGCUCCUCUUUUUGCUGGCACGGAACACCAUGCCUCCCUCAUAGAUUCCUUAUUACAUACCGUGUACAGACUCUCCAAAGGCUGCUCUCUUACCAAAGCUCAGCGGGAUUCAAUUGAAGAAUGUUUACUCUCUAUUUGUGGCCAAUUGAGGCCUUCCAUGAUGCAACACUUGCUGAGGAGAUUAGUAUUUGAUGUUCCUCUAUUAAAUGAACAUGCAAAGAUGCCUCUGAAGUUGCUCACAAAUCAUUAUGAAAGAUGCUGGAAGUAUUAUUGCCUGCCAGGUGGGUGGGGCAACUUUGGAGCUGCAUCAGAAGAAGAACUUCAUUUAUCCAGAAAAUUGUUCUGGGGAAUUUUUGAUGCCUUGUCUCAAAAGAAGUAUGAACAGGAACUUUUCAAACUGGCUUUGCCCUGUCUCAGUGCAGUUGCAGGAGCCUUGCCUCCAGACUACAUGGAAUCCAACUAUGUCAGUAUGAUGGAAAAACAGGCUUCAAUGGAUUCAGAUGGGAACUUUAACCCACAACCUGUUGAUACUUCAAAUAUUACAAUUCCUGAAAAGCUGGAAUAUUUCAUUAACAAAUAUGCAGAACAUUCUCAUGAUAAAUGGUCAAUGGAAAAGUUUGCAAAUGGAUGGAUAUAUGGUGAAAUGUAUUCUGAGUCUUCCAAGGUGCAGCCAUUAAUGAAACAAUAUAAACUAUUAUCAGAAAAGGAAAAAGAAAUUUAUCGGUGGCCAAUCAAAGAAUCUUUGAAAACCAUGCUAGCUUGGGGAUGGCGGAUUGAAAGGACAAGAGAGGGAGAUAGUAUGGCUCUUUAUAAUAGGACACGUCGCAUAUCUCAGACAAGUCAGGUGUCUGUAGAUGCUGCCCAUGGUUACAGCCCUCGAGCUAUUGACAUGAGCAACGUUACCCUUUCCAGAGAUUUGCAUGCUAUGGCUGAAAUGAUGGCUGAAAACUACCAUAACAUAUGGGCAAAGAAAAAGAAAAUGGAACUGGAAGCGAAAGUAGGGGGAGGCAACCACCCUCUGCUGGUUCCCUAUGAUACGCUGACAGCCAAAGAGAAAGCCAAAGACCGAGAGAAAGCACAGGAUAUUCUCAAGUUUCUACAGAUCAAUGGAUAUGCUGUAUCUAGAGGAUUAAAGGACCUGGAGUUAGACACCCCUUCCAUUGAGAAACGUUUUGCUUACAGUUUCCUUCAGCAGCUGAUAAGAUAUGUGGAUGAAGCUCAUCAGUACAUUCUGGAGUUUGAUGGUGGCAGCAGAGGCAAAGGAGAACAAUUCCCUUAUGAGCAAGAAAUCAAGUUCUUUGCCAAAGUUGUGCUCCCUUUAAUCGAUCAAUAUUUCAAAAAUCAUCGACUAUAUUUCUUAUCUGCGGCAAGCAGGCCUCUCAGCACUGGUGGACAUGCCUCUAAUAAGGAGAAGGAAAUGGUGACAAGCCUGUUCUGCAAACUUGGAGUUCUUGUCAGGCAUAGGAUUUCACUGUUUGGAAAUGAUGCGACAUCGAUAGUCAAUUGUCUUCAUAUACUUGGCCAGACUUUGGAUGCAAGGACCGUGAUGAAGACUGGUCUGGAAUCUGUUAAAAUGGCACUGAGAGCAUUUUUGGAUAAUGCUGCAGAAGAUCUGGAGAAGACAAUGGAAAAUCUAAAGCAAGGCCAGUUUACACACACGAGAAAUCAACCAAAGGGAGUGACACAAAUCAUUAACUACACCACAGUGGCUCUCCUCCCAGUACUCUCUUCAUUAUUUGAACAUAUUGGACAGCAUCAAUUUGGAGAAGAUUUAAUAUUGGACGAUGUUCAAGUCUCUUGUUACAGAAUAUUGGCCAGCUUGUACUCUCUAGGAACCAGUAAGAGUAUCUAUGUGGAGCGGCAGCGCUCAUCUUUAGGAGAAUGUCUGGCUGCUUUUGCUGGUGCCUUCCCUGUGGCCUUUUUGGAAACUUAUCUGAACAAACAUAACACCUACUCUGUCUACAACACCAAGUCUGCAAGAGACAGAGCAGCUCUUAAUUUGCCAAUCAGUGUAGAAGAGGUUUGUCCAAAAAUUCCUUCCCUGGAGAAGUUAAUGGAAGAAAUUGUGGAAUUGGCAGAGUCUGGUAUUCGUUAUACACAAAUGCCACAUGUAAUGGAAGUGGUACUACCUAUGCUGUGUAGCUACAUGUCACACUGGUGGGAACAUGGGCCAGAAAACAACCCUGACAAGGCUGAAAUGUGCUGCACGGCUUUGACCUCAGAGCACAUGAACACUCUGUUGGGCAACAUACUGAAAAUCAUCUAUAACAACCUGGGUAUUGAUGAGGGAGCCUGGAUGAAGAGAUUAGCAGUGUUUUCCCAGCCUAUCAUAAGCAAAGUGAAGCCUCAGCUCUUGAAGACCCACUUCCUGCCACUGAUGGAUAAGCUGAAGAAAAAAACAGCAAUGGUUGUAUCAGAAGAAGACCAUCUAAGAGCAGAAGGCAGAGGUGACAUGUCUGAGGCUGAACUGCUUAUCCUAGAUGAGUUUACCACUUUGGCACGGGACCUCUAUGCCUUCUAUCCUUUAUUGAUUAGAUUUGUGGACUAUAACAGGGCAAAAUGGCUGAAAGAGCCCAACCCGGAAGCAGAGGAACUGUUCCGCAUGGUGGCCGAGGUAUUCGUUUACUGGUCAAAAUCCCACAAUUUCAAAAGGGAAGAGCAGAAUUUUGUGGUACAGAAUGAAAUCAACAACAUGUCUUUCCUUAUUAGUGACACCAAAUCCAAGAUGUCAAAGGCAGCUGUUUCUGACCAGGAGAGAAAGAAAAUGAAACGAAAGGGAGACCGGUAUUCUGUGCAGACAUCUCUCAUUGUUGCAGCACUGAAAAGAUUGCUACCUAUUGGUCUAAAUAUUUGUGCACCUGGGGACCAAGAGUUAAUUGCACUGGCCAAAACCAGAUUCAGCAUGAAAGACACUGAGGAUGAAGUUAGGGAUAUUAUCCACAGCAAUCUGCAUCUGCAGAGCAAGCUUGAGGAUCCUGCCAUUAGGUGGCAGAUGGCCCUUUACAAAGAUUUACCAAACAGGAAUGAAGAUACUUCAGAUCCCGAGAAGACUGUGGAAAGAGUUCUGCAUAUAGCUAACGUACUUUUCCAUCUGGAACAGAGAUCUUCUAAAAUGCACCAGCGAUUUUUCUGUUUGGUUGAGCAUCCUCAGAGGUCCAAAAAGGCAGUGUGGCACAAAUUGCUAUCCAAACAGAGAAAAAGAGCAGUCGUGGCCUGCUUUAGAAUGGCUCCAUUAUAUAAUCUGCCAAGGCAUCGAGCUGUCAAUCUCUUUCUUCAAGGUUAUGAAAAGUCUUGGAUUGAAACAGAAGAGCAUUACUUUGAAGAUAAACUGAUAGAAGAUUUAGCAAAACCUGGAGAGGAGCCACCAGAGGAGGAUGAAGGCAUUAAAAGAGUUGAUCCACUACACCAGCUUAUCCUGCUUUUCAGUCGAACAGCCUUAACGGAAAAAUGCAAACUGGAAGAAGAUUUCCUGUAUAUGGCAUAUGCUGACAUUAUGGCAAAGAGCUGUCAUGAUGAAGAGGAUGAUGAUGGUGAAGAAGAAGUGAAGAGUUUUGAAGUCACAGGAUCUCAACGCAGCAAGGAAAAAGAAAUGGAAAAACAGAAGCUUCUGUACCAGCAGGCCAGAUUGCAUGAUCGGGGUGCUGCAGAGAUGGUGCUUCAAACUAUCAGCGCCAGCAAAGGUGAGAUGGGUCCCAUGGUUGCAGCUACAUUAAAGCUUGGGAUUGCUAUCUUAAAUGGAGGAAAUUCUACAGUUCAGUAGAAAAUGCUCGACUACCUCAAGGACAAAAAAGAUGUAGGCUUCUUCCAGAGUCUUGCUGGUCUUAUGCAGUCAUGUAGUGUUCUUGACCUAAAUGCAUUUGAACGCCAAAACAAAGCAGAGGGCCUUGGCAUGGUGACAGAAGAAGGAUCAGGAGAAAAGGUAAUGCAGGAUGACGAAUUCACCUGUGACCUCUUCCGCUUCCUCCAGUUGCUUUGUGAAGGACACAGUUCAGAUUUCCAGAAUUAUUUGAGAACUCAGACUGGUAACAACACAACUGUCAAUAUUAUCAUCUCCACUGUGGAUUAUUUACUAAGAGUUCAGGAAUCAAUUAGUGAUUUCUACUGGUAUUAUUCUGGGAAAGAUGUUAUUGAUGAGCAAGGACAACGUAAUUUCUCCAAAGCAAUUCAAGUUGCAAAACAGGUCUUCAAUACUCUCACUGAGUAUAUUCAGGGUCCAUGUACAGGGAAUCAGCAGAGUCUGGCACACAGCAGGCUGUGGGAUGCAGUGGUUGGUUUUCUUCAUGUAUUUGCCCACAUGCAGAUGAAACUAUCUCAGGAUUCUAGUCAAAUUGAAUUACUAAAAGAGUUAAUGGAUCUUCAGAAGGAUAUGGUGGUCAUGUUGCUGUCUAUGCUGGAAGGUAAUGUUGUGAAUGGAACUAUUGGCAAACAGAUGGUUGACAUGCUAGUGGAGUCUUCCAACAACGUGGAGAUGAUUCUGAAGUUUUUUGAUAUGUUCCUGAAGUUGAAGGAUUUAACUUCGUCUGAUGCAUUCAAAGAAUAUGACCCUGAUGGUAAGGGUAUAAUUUCAAAGAGGGACUUUCAGAAGGCAAUGGAAAGCCAUAAGCACUACACUCAGUCAGAAACCGAGUUUCUACUUUCUUGUGCUGAGACAGAUGAGAAUGAGACUCUGGAUUAUGAGGAAUUUGUGAAACGUUUCCAUGAACCUGCCAAAGACAUUGGUUUCAAUGUUGCUGUUCUUCUGACCAACCUAUCAGAGCACAUGCGCCAUGAUACCCGGUUGCAAACUUUCCUUGAGCUUGCAGAGAGUGUUCUGAAUUAUUUUCAGCCCUUCCUUGGACGCAUAGAAAUCAUGGGCAGUGCAAAGCGCAUUGAGAGAGUUUACUUUGAAAUAAGUGAGUCAAGUCGAACUCAGUGGGAGAAACCUCAGGUUAAAGAGUCUAAGAGGCAGUUUAUCUUUGAUGUAGUAAAUGAAGGAGGAGAGAAGGAAAAGAUGGAACUUUUUGUUAAUUUCUGUGAGGAUACCAUUUUUGAAAUGCAGCUGGCUGCCCAGAUCUCCGAGUCAGAUUUGAACGAAAGGUCAUCAAAUAAAGAAGAGAAUGAAAAAGAUAAGCCAGAGGAACAAGACACUAGAACGGGCUUCUUCUCCCUUGUGACUGUCAAGUCAGCCUUGGUGGCCCUCAAGUAUAAUAUAAUGACUCUUAUGAAAAUGCUUAGCAUGAAAAGCCUAAAGAAGCAGAUGAAGAAAAUGAAGAAAAUGACCAUGAAGGACAUGUUCAUGGCUUUAUUUUCUUCCUACUGGAGCAUCUUGAUGGGCUUACUGCAUUUCACAUGCAGUGUUUUCCGGGGCUUCUUUCGCAUCAUGUACAGUUUGCUACUCGGAGGAAGCCUAGUAGAAGGGGCUAAGAAGAUCAAGGUAGCUGAACUUUUAGCCAAUAUGCCAGAUCCCACUCAGGAUGAGGUACGUGGCGAUGGGGAAGAGGGAGAGAGGAAAUCCACAGACGCUGCAUUGCCUGCAGAAGAUUUGACUGAUCUAACAGUUUUAUCAGAUGAGGGUGACCUACUGUCAGACAUAUUUGGCUUGGAUUUAAAGAGAGAAGGAGGCCAGUAUAAGCUGAUUCCUCAUAAUCCAAAUGCUGGUCUGAGUGAUUUGUUGAGCACACCUUCUUUACUCCCAUUACCUGAGAUGCAAGAAAAAAUUCAGGAGCAGAAAGUAAAUGAAGAUGAAAAGGAUGAGAAAGGAGAAACAAAAUCUGAACCUGAAAAAGCAGAGGGAGAAGAUGGAGAAAAGGAAGAGAAAGCCAAAGAAGACAAAGGGAAACAGAAGCUGAGACAGCUUCAUGCACACAGAUAUGGAGAACCAGAAGUCCAAGAAUCAGCCUUCUGGAAGAAAAUCAUAGCAUACCAGCAGAAACUUCUUAACUAUUUUGCUCGCAAUUUUUAUAACAUGAGGAUGUUGGCUUUGUUUGUUGCUUUUGCCAUCAACUUCAUCCUACUCUUCUAUAAGGUUUCCACCUCUGCUGUGAUAGAAGAAAAGGAAGUUCUUGUGAUAAAGGCCGAGGAAAACUCCAAGUUAAAUGGCCUGGAAAGUGGUUCUCAUAGGAUCAUCACUGUGCACUAUGUCCUCGAAGAAAGCAGUGGCUAUAUGGAACCCACGCUGCGAAUUUUGGCAAUCCUGCACACAGUCAUUUCCUUUUUCUGCAUCAUUGGAUAUUACUGUUUGAAAGUUCCACUGGUUAUUUUUAAACGUGAAAAGGAAGUUGCAAGGAAAUUGGAAUUUGAUGGGCUGUACAUUACAGAACAACCUUCAGAAGAUGAUAUUAAAGGGCAGUGGGACAGACUCGUUAUCAACACACAAUCAUUUCCUAACAACUACUGGGACAAGUUUGUUAAAAGAAAGGUUAUGGAUAAAUACGGGGAGUUCUAUGGCCGGGACAGAAUCAGUGAGCUACUAGGAAUGGACAAGGCUGCUCUGGAUUUCAGCGAUGCACGAGAAAAAAAGAAACCAAAGAAAGAUAGCUCCUUAUCUGCAGUGCUAAAUUCGGUUGAUGUAAAGUAUCAGAUGUGGAAAUUAGGAGUUGUUUUCACUGAUAAUUCUUUCCUUUACCUAGCUUGGUAUAUGACUAUGUCAAUCCUUGGCCAUUACAACAACUUUUUCUUUGCUGCUCAUCUCCUUGACAUUGCAAUGGGAUUCAAAACACUACGAACUAUUCUAUCAUCAGUAACCCACAAUGGCAAACAGCUUGUGUUAACAGUGGGAUUACUGGCAGUGGUAGUGUAUCUGUAUACAGUCGUGGCGUUCAAUUUCUUCCGUAAAUUCUAUAACAAGAGUGAAGAUGGUGAUAUGCCAGAUAUGAAAUGUGAUGAUAUGCUAACAUGCUACAUGUUUCAUAUGUAUGUUGGAGUGCGUGCAGGUGGUGGCAUUGGUGAUGAAAUUGAGGAUCCAGCAGGAGACGAAUAUGAGAUCUAUCGGAUCAUCUUUGACAUUACCUUCUUCUUCUUUGUAAUUGUUAUUCUAUUAGCCAUCAUACAAGGUUUAAUUAUUGAUGCUUUUGGAGAAUUAAGAGACCAACAAGAACAAGUUAAAGAAGACAUGGAGACCAAAUGCUUUAUCUGUGGGAUAGGCAAUGACUACUUUGACACAGUGCCCCAUGGUUUUGAAACGCACACGCUACAGGAGCAUAACUUGGCCAAUUAUCUGUUUUUUCUGAUGUAUCUCAUUAACAAAGAUGAAACGGAACAUACAGGACAGGAAUCAUAUGUAUGGAAAAUGUAUCAAGAACGGUGUUGGGAGUUUUUCCCUGCUGGUGACUGCUUCCGAAAACAGUAUGAAGACCAGCUCAAUUAAAAUACGAAUGAAAAUUGCCACGGAAAAUAUGUCCAUCCUUUUCCCAACUCUCUAGGGAAUAUCUGAUUUCUCAACUCUCCAAAGCUGUGUGCUUUUUGGAGCACCAAAGCUCUGUUUCUGAUUACCUGACUGUGCUGGGUUUUUUCUUGUUUAUUUGCUUUCAGAACAAUGGAGUAAAGAACAAUGAAAAUGUAAAACAGCAACUCAUGGG